CUCUUCCUUUUCCUGACACAACUUUCUUGCAGUUCGCAUACCUCGCCGACACUACAGGCUUGAGCACGCGAUCAGCGCUUUCUUUAUUGUGUCUCUUUCUUUUCUCUCUCUUGUGAUACCCCCAAUUUCCUUCUUUAUUCACCGUACGGCAACAACCUCCAAUCCUCCGCACACACAACUCGCCGCCAUGGAGACGCGGUCGAGAAGCGGCCUGGCCAUGGGCCUGGGCUUGGUCUUCUGGAUGUUUCUUCUCUUCUCUCCCUUAGCCUGGGUCGGACAGGCGAAGGCUGAUGAUACCGAGAACUACGGUACCGUCAUUGGUAUUGAUCUGGGUACAACGUACAGCUGUGUUGGUGUGAUGCUGAAGGGCAAGGUCGAGAUUCUGGUCAACGAUCAAGGAAACCGAAUUACUCCAUCAUACGUCGCUUUCACCGAGGAAGAGCGGUUGGUCGGUGACGCCGCGAAGAACCAGGCUGCGGCAAACCCUUCCAACACAAUCUUCGAUAUCAAGCGUUUGAUCGGCCAAAAGUACUCCGAUGACGCUGUCCAGCGCGAUCUCAAGCACUUCCCCUUCAAGGUCAUUUCUAAGGAUGACAAGCCCUUCGUUCAGGUCAAGGUCAGCGGCGAGGAGAAGAAGUUCAGCCCUGAGGAGAUCUCGGCCAUGAUCCUGGGCAAGAUGAAGGAGGUCGCCGAGACUUACCUUGGAAAGAAGAUUACCCACGCCGUCGUCACUGUCCCUGCCUACUUCAACGACAACCAGCGUCAGGCUACCAAGGAUGCUGGCAUUAUCGCCGGUCUCAACGUCCUCCGCAUCGUCAACGAACCCACGGCCGCCGCUAUCGCGUACGGUCUGGACAAGACCGACGAUGGUGAACGUCAGAUCAUCGUCUACGAUCUCGGUGGUGGUACUUUUGAUGUCUCUCUCCUGUCGAUCGACCAGGGUGUCUUCGAGGUUCUGGCUACUGCCGGUGAUACCCACCUUGGUGGUGAGGAUUUCGACCAGCGUGUCAUCAACCACUUCGCCAAGAGCUACAACAAGAAGAACAGCGUCGAUAUCACCAAGGACCAGAAGGCCAUGGGCAAGCUCAAGCGCGAGGCCGAAAAGGCCAAGCGUACUCUGUCCUCCCAGAUGUCCACCCGUAUCGAGAUCGAGGCUUUCUUCGAUGGCAAGGACUUCUCCGAGACCCUGACCCGGGCCAAGUUCGAGGAGCUCAACAUGGACCUGUUCAAGAAGACACUCAAGCCUGUCGAGCAGGUUCUCAAGGACGCCAAGGUCAAGAAGGACGAGAUCGACGACAUUGUCCUCGUCGGUGGUUCCACCCGCAUUCCCAAGGUCCAGAGCCUCAUUGAGGAGUACUUCUCUGGCAAGAAGGCCAGCAAGGGUAUCAACCCCGAUGAGGCUGUCGCUUUUGGCGCCGCUGUUCAGGCUGGUGUUCUUUCCGGUGAGGAGGGUACCGAUGAAAUUGUCCUCAUGGACGUGAACCCUCUGACCCUGGGUAUCGAGACCACCGGAGGCGUCAUGACCAAGCUGAUUCCCCGUAACACCCCUAUCCCAACUCGCAAGAGCCAGAUCUUCUCCACGGCCGCCGACAACCAGCCCGUCGUCCUCAUCCAGGUGUACGAGGGCGAGCGCUCCAUGACAAAGGACAACAACAUCCUGGGCAAGUUCGAGCUGACUGGCAUCCCCCCGGCGCCCCGUGGCGUUCCCCAGAUUGAGGUCUCCUUCGAGCUGGAUGCCAACGGUAUCCUGAAGGUGUCGGCUGUCGACAAGGGAACUGGCAAGGGCGAGUCCAUCACCAUCACCAACGACAAGGGCCGUCUCACCCAGGAGGAGAUCGAGCGUAUGGUUGCCGAGGCUGAGAAGUACGCCGAGGAGGACAAGGCCACUCGUGAGCGCAUUGAGGCUCGCAACGGUCUUGAGAACUACGCCUUCAACCUGAAGAACCAGGUCAACGACGAGGAUGGCCUCGGUGGCAAGAUCGAGGAGGAUGACAAGGAGACUAUCCUGGAUGCAGUCAAGGAGACCACUGAGUGGCUUGAGGAGAACGCCGCCACCGCCACCGCGGAGGACUUCGAGGAGCAGAAGGAGAAGCUGUCCGAGGUCGCCUACCCGAUCACCAGCAAGCUUUACAGCGGUGGUGCUCCCGGUGGUGACGACGACGAGCCUCUGGACCACGAUGAGCUCUAGAUGAUGUCUCCAGGAUACAGGAGCAGGGGGGUGAUGAAGGAGACACGGUAGAAAAAGUUUCCAACUAAAUCAUGAUUAUCUCUUCCUGCAUUUCUUUGUGUUUGCCUGCGGUGUUUAUGGUUCGGUGGUCUGGGACAGGCAAGUGUGCAUUACUUUGGGGGAGACGGUAGUAGACAGUCACCACCUGUAUUGUAAAGUACUGGAGUUUUUACAAUCACCUUCAAAGGCCUAGAUUGAUAUG
Molecule: messenger RNA, 2429 nt
Organism: Cryphonectria parasitica EP155
Lineage: Eukaryota; Fungi; Ascomycota; Sordariomycetes; Diaporthales; Cryphonectriaceae
Exons: 5
Coding region: 188-2188 (666 amino acids)
Biological process (GO): cellular response to unfolded protein; protein refolding; endoplasmic reticulum unfolded protein response
Cellular component (GO): membrane; endoplasmic reticulum lumen; endoplasmic reticulum chaperone complex
Molecular function (GO): misfolded protein binding; ATP-dependent protein folding chaperone; ATP binding
Source: RefSeq, a predicted model, not a curated record